Molecule: messenger RNA, 2061 nt
Organism: Dothidotthia symphoricarpi CBS 119687
Lineage: Eukaryota; Fungi; Ascomycota; Dothideomycetes; Pleosporales; Dothidotthiaceae
Product: DUF1671-domain-containing protein
Exons: 4
Coding region: 135-1832 (565 amino acids)
Source: RefSeq, a predicted model, not a curated record
CCCCAUUGUUGUGCGCCACAAACGCUGGGCUGAGCUGGCACGCACCCCUCUACUUAACCCUGCUAGCAGCAUGCACCGUCAUCCCCGGAAACGUGCGUUGCUGCUUUCGCUUUACUUACGGAAGCACGUUCAACAUGCUAAGCCCAGAUAGUUUCCAUCCGCUGUGCCAGCAGUCUUGGCCGCUCGCAGAUGCGGUGACCAUUUCAGUGACGUUCCAAGGAAAGGAGCCUCCAAUAUCCAUCCACCCUACACCUACAGAUCACCAACCCGUUUGCAAAGACAUUGACCUCCCAAACGUCACUUCCACAGCCAUGACAGGCAAAAUGGACCUCUUGGAAUGCCCUAUGUGUGACUUUGCUGUUUUUCCAACCGAUGACUAUAUCCUUCAGUUGCAUUUUGAGCAGGCUCAUACCCCGGACUCUCCUUUCAAAAUCGAGAAUGACCCAGAGCCGCUUCCAUCUUCAUUAUCAGCAAGACCUUUUUCAAAACGCAAGCACACUGCUCGAGAAACGCCUGCCUCUAACGAAGAAGGAAGUUCUGUCAUGUGUCCAGAGCCUGACUGCGGCGAACUCGUUCUUCGCACCGACUUUGACGACCAUCUCGAUUACCAUACCGCAGAAACAUUAUCAUUUGACGAAAGUACCGGAAAGUAUCGUUCUUCAUCCUCUACUAUGGCCUCAGUCGCCACUCAGUAUCCUUCAACGAGAUCAUCCAAAAACCAUCGCGAGCACAGUCGCAGGACCGAUCUAUCAGAUGCCCUGAGGAAAAGUGAUCAUCAUGAGCGCAGUACCAAGAAGACUCACCGCAACAGAAGCAACACAAGUAGUAGCGAAAAGAGCACAAUCUCGAGGAGUAUCGUCGGGUUCAAUCCGUUCACAAAAGAGGACAAGGCUGUCAAGCCGCCGGUAAAGAGUGCUCGCCUUGGUAGAUCUGAACUCGGUCCCUAUGCCUGGGAGAACCGUAUGCCCACCUGGCUACAUGAUCAGCUCGCCGCCGGUCCCAAGAUCAGUGUUGUCAACCGCAUGGGCCGAGAUGGCCGUCUCAUCAAGCAGGAGCAAGUGCAGAACGAAACGCCCGGCAUCAUUCCUAUCCUCGCUCAACUGUCUGCUUUGGAUCCGGACGUCAAGGAGGCUUAUUACUGCCAUCCAUCCACCAUUCAUAUCGGCAAGACUCCUAAAGAAGGUGGAUUUUGCGGUUACAGAAAUAUUCAAAUGCUCCUUUCCUACAUCCAGUGUGCUAGGGCCCAAGGUCAUGAAGAAUUUCCCGGACGCACUCCAGGUAUCUUGAGACUGCAAGAUCUUAUCGAGACAGCCUGGGACAAGGGUAUCAACAGCAUCGGUCGCGUUCAGACUGGCGGCAUCCGGGAUACCAGGAAGUAUAUUGGCACCCCAGAGACACAAGCUUUCUUCCUCAGCUCAGAGAUCAACUGCGCCGUCCAGCAGUUUAGCGAGAACAAGGAACGUCGCAUCAACGCUCAUGAUGUGUUACUCGACGCCAUCGAGCGAUAUUUCUCGCGGACUGCCGUCAGCGAUGGUUCCAAUGUCUACAAAACCCUUCUGCCACCAAUCUAUCUCCAAGAACCUGGCCAUUCUCUCACGAUUGUUGGGUUCGAACGCCGUCGGGACGGCUCCUGCAACCUCAUGGUGUUUGAUCCGAUGUAUAAUACUAGCCCGGCUAUGCAUAAGUUGCUCGGCCGGAAGAACAUCAGGAACGAGCGACCCGAGGUCUUGUUUGCGUAUCGACGGGUUACUAAGCAACUCAAGAAGCAUGCGGCUUUUGAGAUUCUCUUACUUAUGGCGCCUCCACCUUUGUUCCCCGCUUGGGAUGUAUGAGCAUCCUUCCUCGUACCUUUGCUUUUCAAUCUGCAUCUACAUAGAUACCCAGCUCUAAACACAUAUAAUCCAAUCUUAUCCGUCGCUUACAAGAGCCCUUACACCUACAAAACCCUGUCAAAUUGUUUCUGUUACACUGAUCUCUGCUAAAUACAUAUGUGUUAGGUUCUUCGCCAAUUUCCUGACUGUCGGUUUGUUUACGCUUUCUUUCGCUCCCGUACGCUCGGCU